This is a messenger RNA of Penicillium vulpinum, 1542 nucleotides long. Its product is annotated as putative MFS transporter. The record is from RefSeq and is a predicted model, not a curated record. Gene Ontology annotation, cellular component: membrane. Gene Ontology annotation, biological process: transmembrane transport. The transcript is spliced from 4 exons. Gene Ontology annotation, molecular function: transmembrane transporter activity. Bases 1 to 1542 code for a protein of 513 amino acids. Lineage: Eukaryota; Fungi; Ascomycota; Eurotiomycetes; Eurotiales; Aspergillaceae.
AUGGCCGACGCCGAGAGAGGCACCACGCUCGAUGAUGAAAAGGUCAUUUCGCAGCAUAAAGAGCAUAUGAUGGGAGAUGUCACCCAUGGCGCAGCAGAAAGGGGCCAGCUUGCGACAGAUGAAAAUGGUCAGCCUCUGGUAGAAUUUGACAAGGCCGCCGAGUCGCGAUUGCGACUCAAAAUUGAUUUAUACAUUGUUCCAACCGUCGCAGUCAUGUAUCUCUUUUGUUUCAUCGAUCGAGCAAAUGUUGGCAACGCCAAAUUGGCUGGUUUCGACAAAGACCUCAAACUCGAGGGCUAUGACUAUAAUGCCGUGCUCUCGAUCUUCUUUGUCUCAUAUAUUGUCUUUGAAAUCCCCAGCAAUCUCAUGUGCCAAUGGAUCGGGCCUGGAUGGUGGCUUCCAGGGAUCACAUUGGGCUUCGGUGUUUGUUCGGUCGCCACGGCAUUUGUCACUGAUAUGAGCAGCGCAGCCGGUGUCCGAUUCCUUUUGGGUCUAUUUGAGGCAGGACUCAUGCCUGGAAUUGCGUACUACCUCUCACGUUGGUAUAGACGAAGUGAACUUGCCUUCCGCCUGUCGUUGUAUAUUGUCAUGGCUCCCCUUGCUGGGGCGUUCGGUGGCCUUCUAGCCUCGGGUAUUCUCCUGCUUGAUAGUUUUGGUUCUCUUCACAGCUGGCGUAUGAUCUUCGCGAUUGAAGGCAUUGUCACGAUUGGGAUUGCUGUCGUCGCAUUCUUCACAUUGACUGACCGACCUGCAACAGCCAAAUGGCUCUCCCAGGAAGAGAAGGAUCUGGCCAUUGCCCGUGUCAAAUCGGAACGUAUUGGCGCGACAGAGGUCCUCGACAAGUUUGACAUGGCCAAGACACUACGUGGUAUCUUCAGCCCAGUGACAUUAGUAACUGCGUUAAUCUUCGGGUUGAACAACAUUACUGUUCAGGGUCUUGGGUUCUUUGCACCUACCAUUGUCAAAACUAUCUACCCCAAUGCCACUGUGGUGUCUCAACAGCUACACACAGUGCCUCCUUAUAUCGUCGGUGCAUUUUUCACUUUGCUGUUACCCUACCUCAGCUGGCGGUUCGAUCAGCGCCUCAUCUUCUUCGUUAUCGGCCCGCCGCUGAUGAUGACUGGUUAUAUCAUGUUCCUGGCUAGUGAAGACAGUAUGGUACGAUAUGGGGCCACCUUUAUUAUAGCGUGUGGGGCCUAUGCCUUCGGCGCCCUAUGUAAUGCACACGCAUCGGCAAAUGUGAUCUCUGACACCGCGAGGUCUUCAGCUAUUGGAACGGUGGUGAUGUUCGGAAAUAUUGGCGGACUCAUCAGCACCUGGUCGUUUUUGCCAUUUGACGGACCCAACUAUCCUAUUGGUAAUGGCCUUAACUUGGCAACUUCAACUACCACCCUCAUUCUUGGGAUUGGUCUUUGGGUUUAUAUCAAAUGGGACAAUCGGCGCCGCGAGCGCAUCGAUGUCCACAGCGCCUUGGCAGGAAUUUCGCAGCAACAGAUUCAGGAUAUGGACUGGCGCAACCCUGCGUUCCGCUGGCGAUCAUAA